AUGUCUUCCAUCAAAAACGUCGCUCUUGCUGGUGCAACUGGUAGCCUUGGCUCUCUCGUUGUUAAGCACGUCAUUGCUUCUGGCCUAUUCAACGUCACUAUCCUGAAGCGCGCAGGAUCCACUACCACUUACCCUGACUCGGCUGAUGUCAAGUUUGUGGAAGUCGACUACGAUUCUCAAGAGUCCCUUCAAGCCGCUCUUACCGGCCAAGAUGCUGUUAUUUCGACACUUCCUGACCGAGCUAUCGAAAGCCAGAUUCCUCUCAUCGACGCGGCGGUCACUACUGGCGUGAAGCGAUUUCUUCCCUCCAUGUUUGGUUGCGAUCUAACCAACCCAAACGCUCGCAAGAUCCCCGUCUUCGUCCCAAAGGCAAAAAUCGAGGACUAUCUCAAAUCUAAAGCGAAGGAGUCUGGCUUGACUUACACGUUCAUCUACACGGGCGCAUUUUUGGAUUGGGGUAUCCAGAAAAAGUUUUUAGUCGAUCUUUCCAGCUCCACACCCAGGGUUAUCGAUGGAGGAGACUUGACUUUCAGCACCACAUCUCUUUCAACAAUCGCUGACGCUAUUGUUGGGGUUCUAUCGCAUCCUGCAGAGACAGAGAAUCGUGCUUUACGGGUUCAUGACUUGGUUACUACUCAAAACAAAAUUCUGGCCCUUGCCCGCGAAGCUCAUCCGACAAAGAAAUGGGAUCCCGUUUCAGUUUCUCUGGAUCAGCUCACUGCGGCAGCUGAAGCAAAUAUCGCCCAGGGAAUUUUUGACCAUGAGACCGUGGUAGCCUUCCUGUACCGGGGCCUUCUAGACCCCGCGUAUGAGACUACCUUUAAGACGACAGACAACAAGCUUUUGGGAAUAAAGUCAAAGGGAGAGGAUUUCAUCGUUAAAACUGUCAAGGAUCUCUUGAAUUAG
Colletotrichum truncatum is the source of this 906-nucleotide messenger RNA. Its product is annotated as oxidoreductase. Lineage: Eukaryota; Fungi; Ascomycota; Sordariomycetes; Glomerellales; Glomerellaceae. The record is from RefSeq and is a predicted model, not a curated record. Gene Ontology annotation, molecular function: oxidoreductase activity.